Molecule: messenger RNA, 1980 nt
Organism: Lactuca saligna
Lineage: Eukaryota; Viridiplantae; Streptophyta; Magnoliopsida; Asterales; Asteraceae
Source: the annotation of a GenBank genome assembly
AUGAUGCGUCUCAUAAAUAAGUUUCAACACCUGAAGAUACAAUUAGAAGCAAUAAAAUUAGCAACCAACAACUUUGCUGAUGAAAAUUGCAUUGGUAGAGGUGGGUUUGGCAAAGUAUACAAGGGAGAUCUUGUUCAUUCCAAAGGGCAAAGAGUUGUUGCUUUAAAGCGAUUAGAUCCAAAAUUUGGACAAGGAAACCCCGAGUUUUGGAAGGAGAUCAUCAUGCUUUCUCUAUACAAGCAUGAAAAUAUUGUUUCUCUUUUAGGAUUUUGUGAUGAGAGUGACGAGAAGAUCCUUGUGUAUGAAUACGCAUCUAGGAGAAGUCUUGACUCAUAUCUCAAAAACGAUGAUCUAACUUGGACUCGACGACUUGAUAUUUGCAUCGGAGUGGCUCGUGGACUAGCAUACCUUCAUAAUCCUGGUGUGACCCAACAAAGAGUGUUACAUCGCGAUAUCAAGAGUUCUAACAUCCUACUUGAUGAGAACUGGAAUGCUAAGAUCUCAGAUCUAGGACUCUCCAAAUUUGGUCCUGCCAAUCAACAGUACACGUUUCUUGUCUCCAAUGCCGUAGGCACUAUUGGGUAUUGUGAUCCACUAUACAUUGAAACAGAGUUAUUAACAAAAGAAUCAGACGUUUAUUCUUUUGGGGUAGUGUUAUUUGAAGUGUUGUGUGGGAGGUUGUGUAUCACUAAAAAGAAUGGCAUUCAAGAGUCUUUAACAGCUUAUCGGUGUUUGAAGAGAGACUUGGAAGAUCGUCCACUGAUAUCCGACGUGGUGAGCAUACUUGAAAGCGCGCUCAAAUAUCAACAUGGUGCUCCAGAAUUUAUCAUCACUAAGCAACCAUAUAGCAAUCCAAGCACUGCUGAUACAGCUACAUGGUUUAAACGAAUACAAGCAAAGUUUGGACUGGAUUCAUCUGGUUCGACACAAAACCCAGACCAAUCAAGUAGCCAUGAUGAAGGAAACGCAACCAAGGAGAAAAGCGGCCAAAGCAGAGGUCAUAAAUGGUACAAACGAAAUAAGGAAAAGUCUGAUGAGAUGCAGUCAAACUCGGUUGCUAAUACUGUAAACCCCUCUGAUCCAGGUUAUGACACCACUGAGGUCGUACCUAAGGACACACAGGUUGUUGCUAUCCAGCCUAUUUCUGUCCCAUCUCUUCUGGUGGAAGAGUUGAAGGAAAUCACUGACAACUUUGGAUCGGUUUCAUUGAUUGGUGAGGGAGCUUAUGGAAGAACAUACUUUGGAGUUCUUAAAACUGGGCUUAAACAUGAUAAUGUCGUGGAGCUACUUGGAUAUUGUGUAGAUGGUGACUGGAGAGUACUUGCUUAUGAAUUUGCUUCACUUGGAUCUCUACGUGAUAUUCUUCAUGGAAGGAAAGGUGUUAAAGGUGCACAACAAGGUCCAAUUCUAUCAUGGUCCCAAAGAGUUAAAAUUGCUGUUGGGGCUGCAAAAGGGCUUGAAUACUUGCAUCAGAAGACACAACCUUCAAUUAUUCAUGCUGAUAUGAAGUCCAGUAAUGUUAUACUUUUUGAAGACCAUGUGGCUAAGAUUAGAGAUAUUGAUUUAACACAACAAACCCUAGGCAUGGCAGCACGUCUUCAUUCUACCCGUGUUCUUGGUACCUUUGGUUAUCAUGCACCUGAAUAUGCCUUGACAGGAGUGAUAAAUUUAAAGAGUGACGUUUACAGCUUUGGAGUUGUUCUCCUGGAACUCUUGACUGGACGAAAACCUGUUGACCAUACUUUGCCACGUGGCCAACAGAGUCUGGUUAGCUGGGCAACACCAAGACUCGGUGAAGAUAAGGUGAAAGAGUGUGUUGAUGCUAGACUUAAUGGAGAAUACCCACCAAAAGCUGUUGCCAAGCUGGCAGCAGUAGCAGCUUUGUGUGUCCAGUAUGAAGCUGAUUUUAGACCAAACAUGAGCAUUGUUGUUAAAGCACUGCAGUCAUUGUUGAAUGCAAAUGCUGGACCCCUCAACUGA